GAGAGAUACAGGAAGAAAGGAUUAAAAAGAGUUCAUAUUUGUCGACUUUAGUGACAUUUUGUGACCUUAAAUGUUUUCUUCAAACGUUUAGCUCGUCCGGAUUAUCAGGAGUUGCCAGUAACAAAAUGCGACGCUCAGGAGCUCCCAGCCAGCUCCUGGGUAAUGCUGUGAAAAAACCUCGGUUUGUGCCUCCUGGAGCAUCAACUUCAAGUCUCCUGGCUGAAUCCAAGCCCCUCACCCCUAAACUUGGUUUAGGCAAUGCACUGGAAAAGGUCCAGAGAAGUUUAGCAGCACCAGCUUCGAGUAAAACAGAGUAUGAUGUCCAGCCCAAAGCUGCCCAGCCUGCUCCGGCCUUGUCAAGGGCUCUGGCUCGUGUUCUCAGUGCAGCAGAGAGUAAGGAAAAUGAGGCUAAGACAGAACAUCACAACAAUGGCUCCGAAGAGGAGACAGAAGACAACAGACCAGCAGGAGCGAACGGUUACCCUCCUCAAACCCCGCAGCCUCCAGCGGGGUCCGUCUGUGUUUCUGGGGCUGCAGGCUCAAACUGCAGUCAGGACGGAGUGCGUUACUUCAGUGUGAUGUGGUGUAAAGCCAGCAGUAGGAAGCACAAGCGGUGGGAGGGCGAUGCGGUCCUGGUUACAAGAGGACGCACAGUCACACUGAAAGACAUGGAGGGAAAAGACAUUGGCAAAGGAAGUGGCUACAAGGUGUCCACGCUGGCCUCCCUGUCCGAGGGAGAGACCCUGAUGAUCGGAGGGAAGGAGGUGGAGGUGAUGGGGGUCAUUUCUGCUGAGGACUUCGCCCGGGGACGUUGCUUUCAAGAGGUCCAGGUAGAGAAAGAAGAGCCACUCACAAAGUCUGCUCCACCUCCCCCUCGUCGCUUUGCGUCCAAACCUUUCUGCCCCCCGACGCUGCUGGGGAGAGCUGAUCAUCCAGGGGCCAAAUCAGAGGAGGAGCAAACCUGCAGACCUCGCCAUGACCCACUGGCUCCAGGUGCACUGGUGAUGCCUCGUCCCUCUGCAAACCACCAGUGGUCAAACAACAAGUCGGGGCUUCCUGUCGUUGAUGUCGUCGUCGACCCGUUCCUAACUAAUCACCUGCGACCCCACCAGAGAGACGGCCUGCUCUUCCUCUAUGAGUGUGUCAUGGGCAUGAGAGCUGUGGGUCGCCACGGGGCCAUCCUGGCUGACGAGAUGGGUCUGGGUAAAACCCUCCAGAGCGUGGCACUGUCCUGGACGCUGCUUAAACAAGGACCUUAUGGUGGGAAACCAGUCGCUAAGCGUGUCCUCGUGGUCACGCCUGGCAGCCUCGUGCACAACUGGGGUGCAGAGUUUAACAAGUGGUUGGGCCGUGAGAGGAUCAGCGUUUUCACUGUAGAUCAGGACCACAGGAUAGAGCAGUUUGUGUUAUCCCCUCUGCACAGCGUUCUCGUGAUCAGCUACGAAAUGCUGCUGCGCUGCCUGGAGCAGGUGCACAAAGUGGAGUUUGGUCUUAUAAUUUGCGAUGAGGGCCACAGAUUAAAGAACAGCAGCAUCAAAACGUCCUCGGCCCUCAGCAGCCUGAGCUGCACCCGCAGAGUCAUACUAACAGGCACCCCGGUUCAGAACGACCUGCAGGAGUUCUAUGCUAUUAUAGAGUUUGUUAAUCCGGGGAUUCUCGGCUCAUCUACCGCGUACAGGAAAGUGUAUGAAGAGCCGAUUUUACGCUCCAGACAGCCCUCCUGCACAGAGGAGGAGAGCGUUUUGGGAGAAGAGCGUGCAGCGGAGCUCUCUCGCCUGACUGGCAUGUUCAUCCUGAGACGGACACAGGAGAUUAUCAACCGCUACCUGCCUCCUCGUCUCGACUGGACAUUGUUCUGUGAGCCGUCUCCUCUGCAGCGAGAGUUGUACAAGCAUCUCCUUUGCCACAGAGUCUUCAGGGCCUGCCUGCAGGGCUCAGUGCAAACUCACACACACCUGGCCUGCAUCACUGCACUGAAGAAGCUCUGUAACCACCCGGGUCUGCUCCACUCCACUGUCAAGGAAAGAACCGACAGUGGUUCAGUGGAGAGCACUUUAUACGAGGGCCUGGCUGAGCUCUUCCCAGAAUCCUACUCUUCAGGUGGAUUCAACACAGCUGACUCUGGAAAACUUCUGGUUCUGUCAGACCUGCUGGCUACUAUCAGACAAAUCAGCCCUUCAGACAGGGUGGUUGUCGUGUCCAACUACACUCAGACACUUGACUUGCUCCAGGACUUGUGUGUACACUUUGGUUACACCUUCUGCCGACUUGACGGACACACCCCCACCAGCCAGAGACAGCGGCUGGUGGAUGGUUUUAACAGUUCCUACUCUCAGAACUUUCUGUUUCUGCUGAGCUCCAAAGCAGGCGGAGUGGGGCUCAACCUGGUGGGCGCUUCCCACCUGGUGCUGUACGAUAUCGACUGGAACCCUGCCAAUGACAUUCAGGCAAUGGCUCGAGUGUGGCGAGAUGGACAGAAGAAGACUGUCCACAUCUAUCGUCUCCUCACAGCAGGCACUAUUGAGGAGCGCAUAUUCCAGAGACAGGUGUCCAAACAGGGGCUCUCUGGGACAGUGGUUGACCUGGGCAAAAAAGCUGAGCACACCAGCUUCUCCACCAGUGAACUGCGAGAUCUUUUUAGCCUGACAGACACACUCUGUCUAACACACGACCUGCUGAACUGCAGCUGCAGCAUGGACGGCUCAGGCCAGGCUGUCGUGGAGGAAGAGGAGCAGGUCUCUGAUAGGCCGUGCCAGCUCGGUCGUCAGGGCGACCGUGGAGGGGUGCAGCAGAAACAUCGCAGCAUGUCCGAGCUGAUGCAGUGGAGGCAUUUCUCUGGUGACACACACUCCUUCUCAGACCCUUAUAUUGAUCACGCACGAAACCACAUCACCUUCGCCUUCCAGACCACCAUUUCCCACACAGCUCUGUAAACAAACGUAGAUUACUCUCUGGAUAAAGAUGACUCACACUCACAUAUACGUCUUCUCCUUUUACAUGUUUGUCUUCAGGCUGUCUGGGCUUCCUCAGCAGCCUGACUACAACACAUGACGGCAAUAAGUUAAUUUUGUGAGAUUAUUUGUCAUGUCUUUAACAUUUUCUUUAUUUAUUUAAAGAAAUUUAUGGUUUAACUUCAUGAAAUAAAUGAAAUUCAAAAGUAAUCUGUGCAAUAAAUAGGCUUUUAAGGGGUUUAACAUCUUUUAUCAACUGAAAAAUUCCCCCUGGGAAAAGCAGAGCAUUGAAGAGGCCUUGUUUACACCUGUUAUUAACAUUGUCCUGGUUGAGGUGAACAAGUUCAAGUUUGUAUUUUUUGUUUGAAAUUGUUGCACCUUGUGCCAAUCACAGUCACGCACAGAUUUAGAAACUUUUUUCCGUCAUUCAAGUUUGGCUACAAGUUCAGUUUUUGCAUUUUUUCCACAUCUGUCAAAAGCCUACAGAGAGUUGUUUGACCCAAAAGUGGUGAGGAAAAUGUGACAUAACCUGCAGGACAAAAGAGAGAACCAGGGCGUACAGUAUCUUUUCAUGUCUCAGGUGGCCUAUUUUCAACAGGUCAGAUAGUAUUCAGGUGGAUGAUGAUGAUGAUGAUGACGACAAGGAGAGUGUAGUGCAGAGUAAGGACCGGCACACAGAGAGAGUUUGAGAGCGUGAGUAUGGAGAAAGAGAGAGCUCAACUUCUUCAGGUUGCCCUGGUGCCAAAUGUAAGACACAGAAGGAGGGUGGUGACAGCCAGGGAGGUAACUUCAGGUAGCACGUGAAUUUUGGCCAUGAAAAGAAAAAUAAAACUCAUUGGAUUCAGCGUACAAGUUUUUUUGUGCGCAACAGUUUUUAUCAGUUGGCAGAUUUAAAAAUCUCAUAUGAAAAGUUUGGACUUGGUGUGCAAAGGUCUUUGAGUUUUUCUGUUCAUGGGGUUCAAUUCCAGGCCACGGCCCUUUGCUGCGUGUCAUCCCCUCAGUUUUACCCUAUCACACGAAAGUUAUUCUGUCAAAUAAAGGCAAAAUGACAAGAUAUUAAUAAAAAAAAAAUAUAUAAAAAAGUUUGUCUUUUCAGCCCUGGUAUUAGAAACGAGAAGUGUCCUGAGUGACCACUUCUGAUUAAAUCUCACUUUCCCUCUCUGUACAAUAAAUGAACACAUACAUUAGUAACAUUGGCAAAGACUGAAUGUUUUGUUGAAUUUAACUCAUUUAACCAUCAGAGAGUUUGUUGCACCCACACUUUCAGCUGUUAAUAUUUAAAAUGGGUGAAAUAUUGCGUCAGUGUAAAGCUGUGAACAGCGCUUUGAUUGCCUCAGACACUCCUUGCCCCACUUGUUCUCCUCUUUUUUCACCAUGAGACAAUUGCACCCCCUGCCAGGCGACUUCUGCUGUGGGAGUGUGAGCUUUGUGCUUGGGACAGCUGGUUAAAGUCCUCCCACACGCACAGUCAGGGCUAUCUGUUAGCAUCGAAAUUAACGAUUAUUAAUGGGGUUAAUGACAGAGGCGAGCUGUUUCGAUGUCGCCUUGAGUUUGUCGGGUCAUUUAACAGCUGCUGCUGUAUUAGCUUGUACUCACUGGACA
Messenger RNA from Plectropomus leopardus (leopard coralgrouper), 4553 nucleotides. RefSeq names its product RAD54 homolog B (gene rad54b). Gene Ontology annotation, molecular function: ATP binding; DNA translocase activity. Lineage: Eukaryota; Metazoa; Chordata; Actinopteri; Perciformes; Serranidae. The record is from RefSeq and is a predicted model, not a curated record. Gene Ontology annotation, biological process: reciprocal meiotic recombination; double-strand break repair via homologous recombination. Gene Ontology annotation, cellular component: nucleus.